Drosophila willistoni is the source of this 2530-nucleotide messenger RNA. RefSeq lists its product as uncharacterized. Bases 107 to 2224 code for a protein of 705 amino acids. NCBI's taxonomy places the organism in Eukaryota, Metazoa, Arthropoda, Insecta, Diptera, Drosophilidae. The record is from RefSeq and is a predicted model, not a curated record. The transcript has 3 exons.
UUGUUUUGUUUUGGUUUUGUUUAUCAAAUAGAAAAAUAUUAACAGAGUGCCUCGACUUAUCACUUACUAUAUGUACACACAUAUUCAUUCAUAGUGCAGGUUCAAAAUGGAUGAUACAAUGAACGAUGAUCAUUCGCCGCAGGCAAAAAAACACAAGGAUAUUUCUUGGGAUGAUGAUGAAAUGGAAAUAGACAAUGUGUCUGCCAAUGUGGAUGUCAUAGCAGAAACGAUAAUUGAUAGUGAAGAAACUGAGAAUGCAACAAUUCCACUGGACUUGGAAGAAGACAUUGCUCCAUAUUCGGAAUCCUCUGAUGAAUCCAUGAAAACAAAGAGUGAAAUAGAGGACAAAAAGGAAAAAGAACCCGUCACUUUUGGAACCAAUAAGCUGCAUUGGAAAUGGAAUUUGCGAGUCCUUAUAUCCAAUUUGUAUAUGCAGAGCGAGAGGCGGUUGCCGGGUGCCUCGGUGCCCAGAUGCCUGCAUAAUACCAGUCAAUGUGUUAGCCAACAUCGCUGUGCCAUGCUGCCCGAUGCACCCAAUUUCAUGAGUGCCCAAGCCUUGAGGAACACCCUGCACGGUCAGCACUACGACACCUUCUUAGAUAUUGUGGAGCGAAUGAUUCUGCAGGGCGUAUAUCCGGGUGAAGGUGUUCCCGAUCGGCUCAUUGACAUGGCCAUGAUUCUCACUACCAAAGGCAUGACCAUUGAUGAGCUUGGAGGUGUUUAUAAAAAACUUAUACGGACAUUUUAUCUCUAUGUGGAUGCUUUUCCACCAUGUUGGACGGCCCUGCGACCAUAUUAUCUGAACUUUUUGGGUGUACCAAAUCCAACAAUUCAUGACAAAUCUUCCGAUUCAUCACCACAAAAACUAGAAUUCUAUUUAAAUUUACUAGAAGAGAUAAUACCUGAAUGCAGUGAUCAAGAAUUAAGGAAUUUAACUAAAUUCUAUCAGAAACAUGUCUACGAUUUCUCAGAGGAAGAGAAUGCCAAUAUGUCGCAGGAGACAGCCUUUUUGCGUCAUGUACAGGAAUAUGAUUGGCUAAGUGGUAAAUUGUGUUUGGAUGAUUUCAAGACAUUGGAUGCCCCAGUGCGUCUGGCAAGGGUUUUUGAUGUCCUGAACAUGUUAACUUGGGUACUGGAAAUGGAAUUCCUAUCGUGGCUAGAUCACAAUCGUUUACGUCAAUCAAGUCCGGAGAUAUUUGAAGAGGAUACCAAACCAUUCGCUGCUCUAGUCUUUGAUAUGGACAGCACAUUGCGUUUAAGUGAUCUGAUGCGUCAGGUGAUGCGUUUAUAUGCCCAAUGUGUAAACAAAUCUUUAUAUAAGGAACGUUUAAAUAUACUUGAGCGUUUGAUAUCCCUCAUCAUGGAGAUCAGUAAUACCUCAGAGAUUAAGUAUGAGGAUAAUGCGGCCAUCUAUCCCAAUUUGGGUCCAUUGACCAAACGGCUUAUUGGUGAUUUCUUUAAGAUAUUUAAAACAAAGAAUCCCAGCCAUAUAAGUAAAUAUUUGGAGACUAUAACACAAUUGGAUCAACCAUAUGUACGCUUUCAGUUCACCGACAAUUUUCUAAGUUUGUUUUACUACACCAAAGGUCUACCCUUUGGUCCGGAGAAGGUGUGCGAAGAGUUCAAAUCUAGGAAAUGGCUUAGAUACAAAACCAGGAGAGAAAUUGGCAAAGCGAAUGAUGAUGAUGAUGAUGACGACGACGACGAUGAGCAGCUUUCACGUGAAGAUUAUCUUGAGAUUUUGUUAAAUGCCUUGAAAGAUUAUUGCGAAUGGUUGAAUUUGGCAUUGUUUUGGAAAUAUCUAAAAACGAAAGAGCAAGUGCCACAACUCCAGGCUAAAUCCGCAAGUGUAUUGUCUACUCCCGUGGGCAUAGUAACUGGUGAUGUGGGCAAAAUGUUCAUGCUCGAUGAAAUGGAAAAGGAGGUUCAUACCUGGAAACGGCGCAUGAAUACCAAAACUUUGAUUGGCAAACCCAAAGUCAAUUUGCCAGUGGCCAGAAUUAAUGUGAGCAUCAUGUGUGUACGCUAUGGUGAUGAUGUGCGUCAAUUGCGUUAUCUAAGACGCUUGCUCGAGAGCGAGGUGGAGGGCCAAAUAGAUGUCACCGAUUGGCUAAUAUAUCUGGAUGAUAUCCUUGGCGAGGAUACAGUGCCAGAGGCAAAGGAUGCUAAGCAGACCAAGUUGACAAGGUCUUCUUGGGAAGCUGAUACAUCGGAGACGGAUUAGCUUUACAUUACUAACUUGUAUAAAACUCCAAACUUAAUUUAUUGAAAAACAAAAAAAAACUUUAAUAUCGGGCUAACCGAAUCGAUUUAUGUAAAAAGAAAACCCUCGAAAAUGUGGUUUAUAUAAUAAUUAUCUUCUGUCAUUAUCAUUCUAUCAUCUGCAAUGAUAUAUUCUCUAUAUAUACCUAUAUUUAUGUAAUAUAAGAAAAAAAUAAUUUAUAUUAUUCUAAGUUUUAAAACCUUUUUUCUCCCAUUGAAUAAGUAUAAAGUCCAUAUUUAAUUUCCCAUUUCUUUUCGUUCUUUUCUG